This is a messenger RNA of Didymosphaeria variabile, 1467 nucleotides long. RefSeq lists its product as uncharacterized. NCBI's taxonomy places the organism in Eukaryota, Fungi, Ascomycota, Dothideomycetes, Pleosporales, Didymosphaeriaceae. Bases 1 to 1467 code for a protein of 488 amino acids. The record is from RefSeq and is a predicted model, not a curated record. The transcript is spliced from 3 exons.
AUGGAAGCGACCGUUGAGACACUUAUGGCAGGGCUGAAUAACGAACAGUUCACUAGUGUGGACCUGGUCAAGGUGCGAAUGACUAUUCUUUGGGAGAAUCGUCAAUGGCCACGACAAGGUCCCUAUAGUCCCGGGAACAUCAAGCCGACAUGCAAUCAAGCCUUACGACUAGAGCAUUUGUUCCACUUACCCGUUGGAUUGUAUGGCUUUCUCAGCCAUCCCAUUAACGAAUUCUACAGGCGUACCUUCGCCGGAUCGCAGAAGCCCCUCCAUGGGAUCCCCAUCAUCAUCAAGGAUAACAUAGCGACAUUUGAUAAGAUGAAUACUACCGGUCAGUUUGUAAGAUCUCUAGAUUGCGGGGAGAGGGUUUCCACUGAUACUCCAGAAGCUGGUUCAUGGGCUCUUCUUGGAGCCAUGGUCCCCAGAGACUCGACGGUUGUGGAGAAGCUGCGAGCUGUAGGAGCUAUCAUUCUUGGAAAGGCAAACCUCAGCCAAUGGGCCGAUUGGCGAUCGCGAAACUCUAGUAAUGGCUGGUCAGCCAUCGGCGGCCAAGUGUACGGCCCUUACUGGCCCGCCGAAGAUCCGAACGGGAGCUCGAGUGGCAGUGCGGUAGCGGCCGCUCUUGGGCUGGCAUUGGGCUGCCUGGGCACCGAAACAGAUGGUUCCAUCAUGUCGCCAGCUUCGCUUGAGAAUCUCGUCGGAAUCAAACCAAACAGCGUUGGGCCUAUGACAAAAACGGUGAAGGACGCGGCUCACAUCCUGCAAGCCAUUGCUGGCGUUGAUCCAUACGAUAAUUACACCUCGGCCAUACCGGGCAAUGGAAGCAUCCCCGACUACAUUGCCGCCUGCAACAUCUCUGCUCUAUCCGGUGCCCGAAUCGGAGUUCCUCGCAACGUUCUCUCGCUCUACUCUGACAAUACGACGGGUCCAUUAACUGACGCCUUCGAGCGAGCAUUACUAAUUCUUCAAGAAGCGGGAGCUAUCAUCGUCGAUAAUAGCAAUUUUACCGCUGCAGAAGAGUUCAAGAACUCGACCUUACCCACUGAAAUCCUCAAUGCUGACUUUGUCGUGAAUUUGGAGGGUUAUCUUGACCUGCUAAUAGAAAACCCUUCUAAUAUUACUUCGUUGGAGAGCCUGAGGAAUUUCACACAAUCUUUUCCGCUCGAAGAUUAUCCCACCAGAGAUACGGGGGUCUGGGACCAAGCGCUAGCGAACUGGAACAACACAGAUCCUCGCUUCUGGCCGGCAUAUCAGAAGAACAUGUAUUAUGGUGGAGAAGGUGGUUUGCUCGGCGCGAUUGAACGCAACGUUCUUGACGCCGUGGUUCUCCCAACGAAAUUCGGACACAGUUUCGCAGCAGUUGUAGGGACGCCCGCGAUCACGGUGCCCUUGGGCUCGUACCCGGCGGAUACCCCGAUCGUGAAGAAUGACUGGGGAUUGGUUGAGCUGGCACCAAAUCUUCCGUGA